AUGGCGUCUCCCUUGCAAGAUUUGCGUUCUACAAGCGCUGAAAGCACCACUGAGGUGGUUUCAUUCCUUACAGACCCUGCGGAGUUUGGUAACGACCCGCGCAUCUCGUGGUCAAAGCCCGACAGCUGUUGGAUCCUAGAGCGGGAGGACGGCGAAGAGUUUCAUUUUGAUGCUGCCCGCAAGAAAUGGGUUCUUGAAGUCGACCCAGAACUCAUCCGCCAGCAACAAUCCGCAUACUUGUACCACGGCGUCGAAGAGAAUGACACGGAGGUCCCUCACCCCCGAGAGCUCAGGGCCCGCAGGAAGGCCGAGAGGGCCGCGGCACCCAAGCCAAAGAAGGCUCGUGUCAACACUGCCGUAUUUGUGAGCAAACUCCCACUCGAUGCCGAUAAGGAAGAGAUUCGCCAGUUGUUUGCGAAGUAUGGAGUCAUUGCGGAGGAGAUCUCCAACGGUGAACCGAAGAUCAAGAUGUACAAGGAUCAAGAUGGGAAGUUCAUUGGUGAAGCUUUGGUGGUGUAUUUCCGACCAGAGUCCAUCCUUCUCGCGACUCAGAUGCUUGACGAGACGGAGUUCCGUUUUGGUGUUACUGCUCCUGGUGGCCCGAUGCGGGUAGAGGCCGCCGACGACUCAUACAGGAAGAACAAGAGCGAGGCGGCGGACAGGCCCAAGCAUACCGCCAGUGAAAAGAGGAAGAUCAUGGACCGCAUCGAGGCACUCAACAGCAAACUUGCGGACUGGGACGACGAUGCUCCUCCUCCUGAGAGAAAAUUCACCCGGGCCGAGCAUAAUCUCGUCUUGAAGCAUAUGUUUGACAAGGAUGAACUCGCGGCCGACCCUACCGAUAUGAUCGACAUUUCAAUGGAAAUCCGCGUGGAGUGUGAAAAGUUCGGAGAAGUGACCAAGGUCACCCUUUGGGAUGAAGAGCCCGAGGGCGUGGUGACUGUUCGUUUCAAGGAUCCGAAAGACGCAAUCGCAUGUAUGGAGAAACUACAGGGGCGUUAUUUCGACAAAAAAGCCGUCGAGGCUUCCAUCUCUAAGUCUCGUCAGCGAUUCCGCAAGUCUGGUCACCGACACGGGGACGACAGUGAUUUCUCCGAGGGAGAACUGGAGCGUCUUGAUCGAUUCGGCGACUGGUUGGAAAGAGAUGAGCCAAAGGCAAAGAAAGCCAAGACCGAGGACGUACGGGCCACGGAGCUAGAGACCAAAGAACUCGGGGCCGACAAGCUUGAGAUCGAUGGACUCUAG
Molecule: messenger RNA, 1245 nt
Organism: Penicillium salamii
Lineage: Eukaryota; Fungi; Ascomycota; Eurotiomycetes; Eurotiales; Aspergillaceae
Source: the annotation of a GenBank genome assembly